Egretta garzetta (little egret) is the source of this 747-nucleotide messenger RNA. RefSeq names its product E3 ubiquitin-protein ligase parkin-like. The record is from RefSeq and is a predicted model, not a curated record. Gene Ontology annotation, cellular component: mitochondrion; cytosol. The annotation marks the transcript as partial. Lineage: Eukaryota; Metazoa; Chordata; Aves; Pelecaniformes; Ardeidae. The transcript is spliced from 6 exons. Gene Ontology annotation, biological process: ubiquitin-dependent protein catabolic process. Gene Ontology annotation, molecular function: polyubiquitin modification-dependent protein binding; ubiquitin-protein transferase activity.
AUGACUGGUGCAGUAGUGAUUUUCUGCACUGAGGGUGGAUGCCGGCAGGAGUUAUUGUUUGUCAGGUUCAACUCCAGCCAUGGCUUCCCGGUGGAGGUUGGUUCAGACGCCAGCAUCCUCCAGCUGAAGGAGGCGGUUGCCCAGCGACAGGGAGUUCCAGCUGACCAGCUGCGGGUGAUUUUUGCAGGGAGGGAGCUCAGCAAUGACUUGACACUGCAGAACUGUGACCUGGCCCAGCAGAGUAUCGUUCAUGUUGUUCAGACUCCACAGAAGAAGAGUCAAAAGAAGGAUGAGCCAGAAGAUAACCAUGCUGGAGGUAUUCUAAAAGCCUUGGAAAGAAAACCUGAAAGUCUAACUCGUGUAGAUCUCAGCACCAGCAUCCUUCCAUCAGUCUCCGCAGGGCUGGCUGUUAUUCUGGAUACUACAAAACCCAGCAUUUCUCUUCCCUCUGAAAAAUCAGGUGCAGCUAGUUACAACAGUUUUUAUGUUUUUUGCAAAAAUUUCUGCCAAGCUGUGAAACCUGGGAAACUGAGGGUCCGCUGCAGUGUGUGUAAACAAGGAACACUGACGCUGGCAAGGGGUCCAUCUUGCUGGGAUGAUGUGCUGAUUCCCAACAGAAUAAGAGGUGUUUGCCAGUCCCAAAGGUGUGAUGGAAACAUAGCGCUUCAGAUCUCCUUCAAUGACAGAGCUCUUGAAAAUUCUUCAGAUGGUGUAGCUGCUUCAUCAUUUGAUGAGAGGCAGUUUCAG